AUGAAUGGGGAGGCGAUGGAGGGGAACCCGGCACAGCAGCAUCAGCAGCAUGCCGGUAACGGCUCCCACCUCCCUCCCCCUCCCACCAUCACACCGGCCAUCCCCCCCUAUGUGAAGCUGGGUCUGACUAUCGCCUACACCAUCUUCUACUCUCUGCUCUUUGCCUUCGUGUACGCUCAGCUCUGGUUGGUGCUGCGAUACCGACACAAGCGCUUCAGCUACCAGACGGCCUUCCUGUUCCUGUGUCUGCUGUGGGCCGCCCUGCGUGCCUUGCUCUUUUCCUUCUACUUCAGAGACUGCGUGACUGCCAACGCGCUCGGACCCUUCGCCUUCUGGCUGCUCUACUGCUUCCCUGUCUGCUUGCAGUUCUUCACACUCAGCCUCAUGAACCUCUACUGUGCACAGGUUUACUUCAAGGCAAAGUCAAAGUACACACCUGCACUGCUGAAGUACAGACUUCCUCUGUACCUGGUCUUCCUGGGCGUUAGUCUUCUUUUCCUGGUGGUUAAUCUGGUUUGCGCCUUGUUGGUCAAGAUGACCGCCGCCGACGUUAAGACCAUCGUCCUGGUGAGGGUCACCAUCAACGACAGCCUGUUUGUCCUCUGCGCUGUUUCACUGUCCGUCUGCCUCUAUAAGGUCGCCAAGAUGUCGCUGGCCAACAUCUAUCUGGAGUCAAAGGGGACAUCAGUGUGUCAGGUGACUCUGAUCGGCAUCAUGGUGGUGCUGCUGUAUGCAUCUCGAGCUUGUUACAACCUGGUGGUGCUCGCUCUGACCGACAUCGAGGCCAUCAACUCGUUCGACUACGACUGGUACAACGUGUCCGACCAGGCGGACUUGCGGUCGUCGCUGGGAGACGCUGGUUACAUCGUGUUCGGGGUGAUUCUGUUCGUUUGGGAGCUGCUGCCCACCUCGCUGGUGGUCUUCUUCUUCAGGGUCCGACGGCCGCCUCAGGACAGGAGCACCACUGGAAUACCAAACCACGUUCUGUCCUCCAGAGGAUACUUCUUCGACAACCCUCGUCGGUACGACAGCGAUGAUGAUCUGGCGUGGAGUAUUCCUCCUCAGAACGGGUCAGCCAGUCUUUCAUCCGACUGCUACGACUGGGGCAGCCGCCACAGCAGCUUCACUGUGCACACCAACAGUGACGAACAGCGUCUGACCACCAGCGCCGCCGCCGGAGAGCUCCACCCCUACCCAUAA
Molecule: messenger RNA, 1200 nt
Organism: Scomber japonicus (chub mackerel)
Lineage: Eukaryota; Metazoa; Chordata; Actinopteri; Scombriformes; Scombridae
Gene: gpr137bb
Product: G protein-coupled receptor 137Bb
Exons: 7
Coding region: 1-1200 (399 amino acids)
Biological process (GO): positive regulation of TORC1 signaling; regulation of autophagy; negative regulation of osteoclast differentiation
Cellular component (GO): lysosomal membrane
Source: RefSeq, a predicted model, not a curated record